CUUGUUUAUUCUCUAUUUGACGAAUAUUCAGAUCGUGCCCUCUCCAACGGACUAAGGAGAAAGGCUACUCUACAAUGCUCUCCAGUCUUCCAGCGAGCGUGAGGAGCCGUGUUCAAGAACCAUCCCAAGAACCCCUGUGGUGCAAGCAUUCGUCGAGCAGUUCUCAACAGACCCGGAUAAUGCAGUCGCAUCGCUCUUCCAGCAGCAUGACGACCCUCGGUGAUUAUUUGUUGCAGCAUUCAAGUCGUGUUGUGCUCAAGCAUUGCCUUGACGCCUUCAGAUUCAUUGGACUGAGGGUGAACAAAGCCCUUUGGUUGUUCCUUCAGUCCGUUCACAUCCCGGAAUGGGGCAACCAUGGUGUCACUCCUCUCGACGUUCUCCUCGAGUGAGUCGUUCGCAAAUCGGUGGUAUGAGGCUAAUCCAGUUGCCUGCGCUGGGCAUGAUUGAGUUAUUGAUGCCUGCGCUUGGAGGAGCCAUCGUGCAGCUGAACGACGUCCUGCACGGUGCCAUCUCUCAUGAGCCGGGUCAAAUGGGGCAUCCCAAAAGAAACAUUACUGCCAGAGACUUCCUUGAAGCUUUCCGACGUCAUGAUAAUCGCUUGUCGGACGAGUUAUUGGGGGAUGUCUAUGAUUCCAUUCGUUGCGAGCAUCUGUGUCAAGCGCGCACCCCAACGUCUGGUGGCCCACCAGAUAUCACUGUCAACUUCAAACGCCCACUCCCUCCAUGGCUUACCUAUCGAGUCCAGUCAGAGCCGGUCGUCAUCCGUAUCCCACAACCAGAUCCACAUUUCAGUAUCAAGCUAUUUGGACACGAUCUGGUGUUUGACCCACCUGUGCUGUCAUUU
Molecule: messenger RNA, 844 nt
Organism: Suillus clintonianus
Lineage: Eukaryota; Fungi; Basidiomycota; Agaricomycetes; Boletales; Suillaceae
Exons: 2
Coding region: 75-389 (104 amino acids)
Biological process (GO): regulation of ARF protein signal transduction
Molecular function (GO): guanyl-nucleotide exchange factor activity
Source: RefSeq, a predicted model, not a curated record